This is a messenger RNA of Cyphomyrmex costatus, 1569 nucleotides long. RefSeq lists its product as uncharacterized. NCBI's taxonomy places the organism in Eukaryota, Metazoa, Arthropoda, Insecta, Hymenoptera, Formicidae. The record is from RefSeq and is a predicted model, not a curated record. Gene Ontology annotation, molecular function: nucleic acid binding; RNA-DNA hybrid ribonuclease activity. The transcript has a single exon. The coding region runs from base 1 to 1569 and encodes 522 amino acids.
AUGAGAUUUCUCGGGGUUUACCUUGACCCAAAACUUUCUGGUGACAGGCAUAUGGAUCAUAUCAUUGCGAAGGGUAAGCGUGUUUCUGCCGUGCUUUCGAUGUUACGAGGAACAUGGUGGGGAGCUAAUCCCUGUCUUUUGCUCAAUAUCUAUUCAGCCAUGAUACGAGCUUCUUUCGAGUACGCCUCGCUUAUUUUCGCUCUUAAGCGCAACCAGUCAAUUAUUAAACUACAACGGAUUCAAAACCAAGCGAUCCGCCUUGCAUGUGGAUAUCGGAUCUACACGCCGAUUAAUGUCAUGCACGCUGAAACUAAGCUUCCUCUACUUAAACUAAGAUUUGAGUUAUUGGCAGCUAGAUAUUUUAUCAGAAUUUUAUCUAUCCAAGAACAUCCGGUUACCAACAUACUUUUGGACUUAUUUAUCUCGCUGUCCAAUCCUGGUUUCAACCAUUAUCUCAACAAGAACUUUCCUGCAGCAUUAGUCUUCUUUCGGAUGUGGUCUCACAGGAACACCCUCCAUACUACACCAGCGCUACCUGCCUAUCAAAACUCCUUUACUUCUACUGUUGAAAAUGCGGAUUUCCUCUCUCUUCCUAAAGCUAUUCUUAAUAACCUUGAUGAUCUACCUAAACACGCAGUGCAGCUCGUCUUUGAAGAACAUUUUCAAACCCAGUUACAUAAUGCCAAUGUGUUUUAUACCGAUGGCUCCAAAGUGGAUGAUAACACCUAUGUUGGUUCUGCGGUAUUUUCUCCGCAGCUCAAUCUGGAAUAUAUGUGUAAGCUCUCCCCUUAUGCGUCAAUUUUUACCGCGGAAGCUUGGGCCAUUUAUAACGCUAUGUUAUUUAUCCUGCAUAACGGAUUAAAACGAGCAGUAAUCGUGUCGGACUUUAAGAGCGUUCUAGAAACACUCAAAGGCUUUCGAAAUAAAACUAAUAAUUACAUCGUCUGUUAUAUUAGAGCUCUCAUCGAGGAAGCCAAGUUUAACAACUCUCAUAUUACAUUCAUUUGGAUUCCUUCGCAUCGUGGCAUUAAGGGGAACGAAACAGCGGAUGAGCUGGCAAAAAAAGCCAUCAGAGAAGGCAUUGACUCCAAUUUCAAAGUUCCCUAUUCAGACUUAUAUAUAAUUCCAAAAAGACAACUCGAUAGGAAUUUUGAGGACUACUUAAAGCAAUCGUCCAAUCAUAAAGGGGAAUUUUACUUCAAAAAUUGUUACAGCCAGGAAACCAAAAAACCCUGGUUCUAUGACGCUCGGCUCUCUCGCAUGUUAAUCACCACCAUGAAUCGUCUCAGAAGUAACCACUAUAAUCUUAAUCACAGCCUUUACAGGAAAAAUCUGAUUGAUGAUCCUUCGUGCCCCUGUGGAGCUCCCCUCCAAGAUCUUGUUCAUUUCGUCUUUCACUGUCCGCUCACCGAAUCCCAUGCCUCCCCUUUGAGAACUGCUCUCCAGGAACUUAUCCUCGAACCUACAAUAGACCCUUAUUCCUCUAUAAUCCUAGCGUUAAAUGCGGCAUCACCCAAGUUAUAUAGACUCUUUGCCAGUUUCGGUCUUGCCAACGAUCGCCGUCUGUAA